Molecule: messenger RNA, 1089 nt
Organism: Peronospora belbahrii
Lineage: Eukaryota; Oomycota; Peronosporomycetes; Peronosporales; Peronosporaceae
Source: the annotation of a GenBank genome assembly
AUGUCAAAGAGUGAUCAAGAAAACGACUGGAUUGAUGAAAUGAAACAUCACGAUGGUUUUGUUCUUGAUCAGGGAAUGAACGAAGUGACAAUUCCUGAUCGUGACAUUACCUAUCGCCGUGUUAAUGUGGAAACUCAAUUUACGACAUCACACUUUGAUUCACAGGACGACGAUGUUUUGGCACCAGCACCUAUUAAAAAAGUGAUGUUUACCACAAGCCCAGCCACGCUGCAGGAUCUGGAAGAUGGUUCUUCAACUGUACGAGGCCAUGAGGUAGAUGAGCUCAGCCAUGCGUCACAGGUCUUCGUACCCACAGGAGAGAUACCAGACGCACAAGAUGUGGGUUAUCAUCUAGUAAACCCUAUGUUCGAGUCCUGUGAAUCUCCCGAUAUCAUAUUUCGUAGUCUUCACAAAGCCAUGAGCUCACAAGAUAUCGAGUUUUCGUGUAAUCUUGAUUGGACGAUGGACGCCUAUGCUCUGAUCGCGGCGGAGGAGGUUUUCUUUGGUGUGCAGUUUCAUCGCUUGGCGGUCAAAUCUAUCAUUCGCGUUGAUUUUAAUCUGCGUUCGGGCGACGAGCUCAAAUUUCUUGAAUUAACAGAUUUCAUUCGCAUGGAGUGCAGAGCAAUUGAUAGGGAUCUGAUUGGACUGCCUGAGCUCAGCUUUGACAUCAUGGCGGAUUGGUCGACACCGAAUGAAGUUUCUUCGAGAUCUAUUUCGGUGGACUCGCAAGAGCUAUCGAUGUUGCUUUGCGAAAUCAACUCGGAUUCCCCGCCCAUUACACGCUUCGAGGUGGCCAAGCGGCUGAAAGAGCUUUGUCAAUAUGACUUCAACCGCCGUGCUUUUGCUCACCUUCUCAAAGAAAAGUUUGUUACAGGGUUGCAGUCGAUGCUUCAAGAUGACAACGAAGAUAUUGUCCGCUAUGCCAUCGACACUAUCUUGAAUUUUGCAGACGACCUCCAGACUCUAAAAGAUCUGGAGCUGCCUCGGUUGCCUGAAACUCUUUGUGACAUCUUGACGCUGUCCGAGAAAAAGUCGACGAAAAAGCUUGCUGGUGAUCUUUACAAUACGAUUAUAAACACGGUGUGUUAG